Messenger RNA from Drosophila biarmipes, 2158 nucleotides. Its product is annotated as solute carrier family 2, facilitated glucose transporter member 8. Bases 336 to 1892 code for a protein of 518 amino acids. The transcript has 4 exons. Gene Ontology annotation, cellular component: membrane. NCBI's taxonomy places the organism in Eukaryota, Metazoa, Arthropoda, Insecta, Diptera, Drosophilidae. The record is from RefSeq and is a predicted model, not a curated record. Gene Ontology annotation, biological process: carbohydrate transport; transmembrane transport. Gene Ontology annotation, molecular function: sugar transmembrane transporter activity.
CGUAUACCGCCUGUUUAUCGCCUGGGUUCUGCUUCUGAGAGAGAUAGAGAGAGCGCCGCUGAAAUCCGUAUAGUUUGGGGAGUCCGACGUGGCAGCGGCUUUCAGUUGGCUCCAGCACUCUACCGUCGACGGGUUCGUUACGCUCCGCUCAGAGGCCUUUCGUUUUUGGGAUUCGCGUGGUACAUCUUGGAUCUCGAGUCACGACGUCUCUGGUAGAACCUGUUUUCCCGCCUCGUGCACUUUUGGGCAGCAGGUUCUCGACAGGUCCGCUGAAGAUCCCCUCGAAAAACAUCUCCGCACAGCAAUAAGUGGAAUUCCACCCGCCAACCAGCAGAAUGGAUGAGCAGCGAGAUCUCCAGCAGAAUGGCAAUGGGAAGCAGGCCAGGAUCGUUUCCGGGUUGGAUCGACCGCUGAAGACUCCUCCGCCGGGUGAGCAGACCAGGGCUGUGCGCCGCCAGGUGGUCGCCGUCAUCCUGGCCAACAUAGGUGUCUUCUCGACGGGAAUGACCCUGGCCAUGCCCACCGCCGCUCUGCACCAGCUGAAGGACGUCACACAGCCAGUGUAUCUCAAUGAUUCGCAGGCCACCUGGUUCGCCUCCGUCAAUGCUCUGUCAGCUCCUCUGGGAGGCCUGCUGUCCGGAUUUUUGCUGGACAGGAUCGGGCGAAAGAGGUCGUUGAUUUUCCUGAAUGUGCUUACCAUCGUUGCCUGGAUUUUGCUGGCCACUCCCAGUCAAAGCGACUCGGAAGCCUUCUUUUGGCAGCUCAUCGUCUCGCGAUUUAUUCUGGGUAUUGGCAUGGGACUGGCCAGUGCCCCUCCAGGAGUCUACGCGGCCGAGAUCAGUGUGCCCAAGACGAGGGGCAGUCUCAUCCUGGGCACCUCCAUAUCGGUGGCCGGUGGCAUAACGAUUCUCUACGGGAUUGGGUACUGCAUCCGCGACGACUUCCGCCUGAUCGCCCUGAUCUGCUGUGGCUACCAACUGGUGGCCCUGCUCUGCGUGCUGCCACUCCCGGAAAGCCACUGCUGGCUCCUGGCCAAAAAGCGGGUGACGGAGGCCAAGCGCUCACUCAACUACUUCCGCGGCUUCAGCAAAUCUGAUGAAAUCACCCACCCCCAAGUGCUCGAAGAGUUCCAGAUUCUUCAGAAAUCCCUGCAGCAGCGGGACGCCGAGGUGAAGGAGUCCUUCUGGAGGAGUCUGAGGGAACCGGAGGUCCACAAGCCACUGCUCAUCCUGAUGAGCUUGUUUGCAUUCCAGCAGCUAACCGGCAUCUUCGUGGUCAUCGUAUUUGCCGUUCAAAUAUCCGCGGAGGCGGGCAUUCAGAUCGAUCCCUUCAUGUGUGCCGUGCUCAUUGGACUGGCCCGCCUGGUCACCACCUGUCCGAUGGGAUACAUCCUGGAGUUCUGGGGUCGUCGGCGGGCAGGGAUAAUCUCCACCCUGGGCAUGUCCAUUUGCAUGUUCCUUCUGGCGGGACACAGUCAGAUUGAGUUCCUGAAGGGAGUCCCAUAUCUCCCCGUGGGGGCCAUUGUGGGCUUCAUUGUGCUGAGCACCCUGGGUCUCUACACCCUGCCCUUCUUCAUGAUCUCCGAGCUCUUCCCGCAAAGGGUUCGGGGUCCGGCUUCGGGACUCACGGUGGCCGUGGGCAUGUUCAUCUCCUUUGUGGUCCUGAAGACCUACCCAGGUUUCAAAAACUCCAUCGGAUUGUCAAACUGCUUCCUCUUCUUCGGGGUCAUGGCCGUGAUAGCUCUCAUCUUUAUUUAUUGGGCUCUGCCGGAGACCCGUCGUCGCACUCUCUUGGAGAUCGAGGAGCAGUUCCGCUCGGGUCGUAGUCGCAAAUCUCAGAGCCAGGCUGAUGUCGAGAUGAAGGAGGUUUUUGUCCGAAAGCCGGAGGAAUGAAGCUGUUGCGAAGAAAUGGCUUAAUUAAGAGAGAGACAAAUUAACUUAAAUAGGUCCCUUCGAGUGCUUAGUACUGUGAUAGACAAUAAACAAAGGCAACAAGACAAAAAUAAAGGCAGAAAGAAAUAAUUGAUUUUAAUGUCCCCUUGGAAAGAUUAACCUACAAGUGUGUUUAGCUUCUUAAAUAUAUUGAAAUUAUAUAAAAAUUGCUUAAUCAAUCUUUUACUUAUUAAAAUAAAAUAAAGCAUUUAUAGUCAUAAGCCUAA